GUCCACUUGUUGGUUGAACCAACUAGCAAAAUAUCGAUUAGUUAUCAAAAACUAGUUUUAAAUAACUAACAACAACUCAAACUGAGAGAGAAAGAGAGACAACAACAACAACAAAAAAGUCAAAAGCCUCUUGUUUUGUUCUUCUUCUCUUGUUCCUUCUUUUCCAAUCCUCGUUUUUUCCUAGUCAAAUUCAGAAAACGCGUAAGCUCUCUUUCUCCUUAAGAAGGUUUUAUUAAUGGAUGAUCAGAGAAAUCGUGCUAAUGAUUAUCAUAAUAAUGAUCACCAUCAUCAACAUCAUCUUGGUGUGAACAAGAUGGGAAAAAACAUUCGUAAAGAUGCAUCAAACCAGCAAAAUCAACAACAAAACCCUCAAGCUUUGGUUUACAACAUCAACAAAACCGAUUUCAGAUCAAUCGUUCAACAGUUAACCGGACUCGGUUCAACUUCUUCCGUCAAUCCUCCUCCGCAAGCGAACCCACCAAAACCUCCAAAUUCACGGCUGGUUAAAGUUAGACCUGCUCCGUUGACCCAAGUCAACCAUCCUCCACUUCAACCUCCCGUUCAAUCUGUUCCUAUCGCUUCUGAACCGGUUCAGCCUGUUAACCAAUUUUCGGGUAACCCAGCCGAAUCGCCCAUCUCGGCUUAUAUGCGUUACCUAAUCGAAUCAAGCCCUGGGGGAAACCGGUCUCAGCCACAAAACCAAAAUCCGGUUCAACCAUCAACCGGAUUAUUUCCUUCACAUCAAACCGGUCCUAAUCCAGUACCAUUUCAAUCUCCAGCUUCACAGUUUGUUUUGUCACCUCCACCAAGGUCGCCGUUUCCGUUGUUUUCACCUAAUUUUGCAUUCUCGCCACGGUUUUUAGGUGGUAGUGAAUCGAUGCCACCACCAUCACCGGGCUUUUUCUUUCCGUUGCUUAGUCCAUUAUGGAAAAAUCAAUAGCUUAAUUAGUAGAAGUGUAUUUAAUAAUCCUUUCAUCAAUCAAGUGUUCCUAAGUUGUAAGCACUAAUGUAAUAUGUACUAGCUAGAGACCUAUAUCAAAAUGACUAUAUAAAAUGUCUUAUAAUUAUGUUAUUAUUAUAAAA
Molecule: messenger RNA, 1083 nt
Organism: Camelina sativa (false flax)
Lineage: Eukaryota; Viridiplantae; Streptophyta; Magnoliopsida; Brassicales; Brassicaceae
Product: protein HAIKU1
Source: RefSeq, a predicted model, not a curated record